AUGGCUCAAGUCGGGUUCGAUCUUGAUGCGACGGGCUUUGCUGAUGGUGAGAUGGGGAUGGGUGGUGGGAUGGAGGGAGAGGAGUAUGGAGCUGAGGGGAUGGCACCAGGAGGUGAAGGAGAGGAAGGAGGGGAAGCAGGGGAAGGAUGGGGAGGGGGAGGAGAAGGGGAAGGCGGAGUGCUGGCGACAGCAGCAGCAGGAGGAGAAGCAGGUGUGGUCGCCUCUGGCCCUGGCACAGCAGCGGCGGCAGCAGCAAUAGCAGCAGCAGAAGCAGCAGCAGCGGCGGCAGCAGCAACAGACGGGUCAGAUACUGACGUGGAUGGGGAGUUCCGGCCGGUGCGACUGAGGGACCCUGAGAGAAAACGGCGCCACUUCAUCCCAGUUACGCUAAAAGCCGAAAUUUGUGAGCUUCGGCGUGACCGGCCGGGAAUCACGCUAGUGAAGAUUGUUCAAGUGCUUAAAACGAAGUAUCCUGGGAUCAGGAUUUACUCGACUCGGGUGGCGGAUAUUAUUCAGAAGCCGCAUAAGUGGUUGGGGAUGCUGGGCGGGAAAGGGCACAACCGAAGCAACCAGCCGCCGGACCAGUCUGGUAUGGAGGGAGCUUUGGCGCGGUGGUUCGGGGAGGAGCAGCAGAGGCUCGGCGUGGUGCCGAGCGAGCAGGUGAUUGAGAAGGCCAAGGAGCUGGGGUAUUCGUUCGGGUUUCCCCCGACUUUUAAGUACACAAGGGCGUGGGUGUACCGCGUGUUGUCCCACUUGGGAUUCUCCCAGGAGGCUAUAGACGCGGCGUGUGAAGACUACCCUAACGAGGAUGAUUCUGCUGGGCCUUCUCUAAUUGAGCUAGCGGAUCAGAUGUUUGGCCAGGAGCUGUUCAAGCCACGGGCGAACCAGAAGGGACGGAAGCCUAGGGACUGGUGGGCUGAGAACUUGCUGGGUAGGAAGUCGGGGACUGGGUCGGGGAGAGGGAGGGGGAGGGGGAGAGGGGCGGGGAGGGGCGAUGGGGGGGUUUUGGGGGAAGGGGCGGAGUGGGAGCAGCAGCAGCAGCAGCAGCAGCAGCAGCGGCAGCACAGGGAUGUGUAUGGGCAGGUUGGGGUAGGGAUGCAUGGGCAGGAAGUGGGAGGGGGGGAAUAUGCGCAGCACGGAGGGUAUACUCAGGGAACUGGACAGGGGUAUGGGCAGGAGAUGGGACAGGGAUACGGGCAGAUGACAGGGCAGGCGAACGGGCAGGGCCAGGGGUACGGGCAGGGGACAGGGCAGGGGUAUGGGCAGGAGGCUGGGAUGGGGUAUGGGCAGGAAGGUGGGGUGGGGUAUGGGCAGGAAGGUGGGGUGGGGUAUGGGCAGGAAGGUGGGGUGGGGUAUGGGCAGGAAGGUGGGGUGGGGUAUGGGCAGGAAGGUGGGGUGGGGUAUGGGCAGGAAGAGGGGCAGGCGAGAGCGGGAGAAGGGGAUCAAGAUGACGUCAUCCCAGGGGAUUUAUUUGAGGAGCUGGAAGGAGGAGAGAUGGUGGUGGUUCGGACAGCUGAUGCUGCUGCUGAUGGUGCUGGUGCUGGUGCUGAUGGUGGUGGUGGUGGUGGUGGUGGUGGUGGUGGUCCUUCUUCCAACCAGCCUCUCGACUCAGCCGCUUUUGGAGCGAGCUCUUUGAAUGAGUCAGCCCCAUUUACUGCUGCAAACAGCAUGAUAGGAGGGACCAACAACACUGCUAACACUGCCAACACUACAAACACUGCAAACUCGCUCGACUAUGGGGAUGACGGGGAAGACUCGGAGGGUUACCAGCCCGAUCCGAAGCUAGUAGAGCUCGCCAUGGCUGAAGCCCGAGCUGCGGCGGAGGCUCGGAGGGUAAUUACCGAAGCCGACCUUGCAAACGCGGCACAGAUUGAGGUUCUACCCCGGAAUCCGAUCACGGGCAGGGUGAUUAGUAAAGAGGAGCUGCAGACUAACCCGGUAUACGUGGAAUAUUAUCGGCUGCUGGAAGAACAGAAGCAGUUCAAAGAAAAGCACAAAAAAAUCACCACCUGUGUGCGAACGAUCAAGAUGCGGAAGGCAAUCUGUCUACUCAAGGAAGCUCGGCCGUCGCUCACCAACCAAGAAAUCAUCCACAUUAUACUGGAAUCCUGCGGGCCUGUGAUUGCAGCGAGUAUUUCCCCUGCAGCCCUCCGGUAUACCCUACGCAAGAGCUACCAGUACCUGAAUGCGGACCUGAACAAGCCUAAGAAACCAGUCCCAAGGCGGGUGGAGUUUCCAGAGUUUGAAGAGGCACUCGCGGCGUGGGUGCGGGAUAUGCGGGCGAAGUAUGGGAAGGAGAAUCUUCUGUACGAGGAUAUACUGGCGUAUGCGCAGAAGCUGGCUCCGAGUUUCGGGAUUGCGGAAAAGAAUCCCAAGUUCAAGUUCCACAUGUCGUGGAUUUUAAAAUUUGCGGGGAGGCACGGGCUGAAGUGGCGAACGAAAGAGGACCUGCGUGCGAACCGCAAAGGGGGUGGUGGGGGUGGGGAUGGUGGUGGUGCUGGUGGUGGUGGUGGUGAUGGUGGUGGUGAUGGUGGUGGUGGUGGUGAUGGUGGUGGUGGUGGUGGUGGUGGUGGUGGUGGAAGGAGCAGUGGGAGAGGGAGAGGAGGGAAUACUUCUGGGGUAGGAGAGAGUGACGGAACGGAGAGUGAUAAUGGCGGGCGGGAAGGGUACGGUGAGGGCGGCGGGACAACGGACGGUGGAGAUGGGAUCACAACGGACGGUGGAGAGGGGAACACCACGGAUGGGGGAGGAGAAGGGACGGACGUGGAAGGGGAAGGGGAGGGGGAAGGGGUAGGGGAAGGGGGUGGGUUUCUAGGAAUGGAUGUGAACAUGCAUCUGGGGAAUGUAGUGACAGGGCUGGUGCGAAAGCAACGGGAUGAGAAGACAGUGAGGCGGAACAAGAUUUGGAACACUGCUGCUGAUAAGCUUCUUAAGGUGGUGGCUCAGUUUGUGGCUGAGCGGGAAGAGCGGGUGCGGAGAGGGGAGGAGGAGGAGGGAGAGGGGGACGAGCGGUGGGAUGGGGAAGUGGGAGUUGAGGCGUUAUUGAAGAAGAGGUGGAAGAGGAAGAAGACCGGGCGGCCGAAGAGGAGGGUAGGGACCGUAGGUGCGAGGGGGCGUGGUGGAGCAACGGCGGCGGCGCAGGGCACGGGGAAGAAAAGGGGGAGGAAGAAGAAGCAGAGCGGGGGAGCGGACGGGGGCGCGGGAGGAGGAGAGGAGGGAGGUGGUGGGGAGGGUGGUGGGGAGGCUGGUGGGGAAAGUGGUAGGGAGACUGGACCGGAGAGUGGAAGGGAGAGCGGGAGGGAGAGUGGGAAGGAGGGGGGGAAGAAGAAGCAGCAGCGCAAGCAGUACCAGGAGGUGCUGGUGACUUGGAAGCUUGCCCUCAUCUCUCUUGCCCGGGCCAGGCAGGACCUGCCGCACACUGCUGUCAAACGGGCCGUUCAAGCGAGGUACGGCGUUGACACGAGCCGCACGGUGAUAGCGGAUUACAUGGCACGGGAGGACAAGGUGCGGUGGCAGGCACAGGUGAUGAGAGACGCAUACAGGGAGAGGCGUGAAGUGCUGCCCAAGAUGAAGCAGUAUACCAAGUUCAUGCGGCUGGAAAAGGCAGUAUCGGACGCAAUGAAAAAGGCUCUGGCGGAUCUGGACAAGGGAGAGGCGCAGGGCAGUGGGAGAGGCGCAGCAACACAACGGGUAUAUGCGCCAAGAAGGUGCCUCAAGAAGGGCUGCAUUGCUGCUGCUGCGGCAGAUCAUGGUGCAUCCCGAGGCGGCAGUGUGGAAUCUGCUCACGUCAUGGUGCAUCCCGAGGCGGUAGUGGAGUAUGCCGACAAGGUGGCGCCGCUGUUUGGCUUCCCCCCCUCCAGGCGCCAGGUAGUGGAGGAGUAUGCCGACAAGGUGGCGCCGCUGUUUGGCCCCCCCCCCCUCCAGGUGAGCAGGCAGUGGGGGUUGGGUUGGAUGGGCUUUCUCCCCUCCAAUCCAAGUGAGCAUGGGGCAGGCGGUGGGCUUUGCCUGGAGGCUGGAGCAUCACCUUCGCCUGGGUGGCGGGUCUCAUGCACCGCUGGGGCUUCAUGA
Closterium sp. Yama58-4 is the source of this 4068-nucleotide messenger RNA. The record is from the annotation of a GenBank genome assembly. Lineage: Eukaryota; Viridiplantae; Streptophyta; Zygnematophyceae; Desmidiales; Closteriaceae.